UAAAACCAUAAGCCACUCAUACGCAUCACUACACAGCCGCACGCACCGGCCAAACAUGAGGAGAGCGUUAGUGAUACUGUCGUUGGUGGCGGCCAUAGCGGGCGAGGCGCCCUACCACCUGCCGCGGCCGGGACUCAAUGCGCCUGUGUUCAACUACCCGUCGGCGCCCGCGCCCGCACCGCAGUACCAACCUCAGCCGCAGUUUCGGCCACAGCCACAGUACCAGCCACAGAUCCAGCCUCAACCACAGUUCCAGCCGCAGCCACAGUUCCAGCCUCAACCGCAGUUCAAUCCUAACAGCGGCUACAACUACCCCGCGCCAUCCCAGCAGUACAUCCAGCCCUCGCACCAUCACCACUCUCACCCCGCUCCACCACCCCUAGCUCACCACCACCAUCACCACCACCACCACCAGCCAGCUCCCGUGUACAUUCCGUCUCCUGCUCCUCAACCUCUCCCGAUUGCCCAACCUUUACCUGCUCCCCAACCACUGCCAGUGCUCCAGCCGCAACCAAUUUACCAGCAACCUAGUGGAUCUUAUGGGGUACCUAUUGCUCGCGCACCAGUACCAGUCGCGCCCUCGUUCCCCGUGUUUGCACCCCAACCGGCGCCACGACCGCAGCCUUUCCCUCAAUCUCAAGUGAACUCCAUAAGCCAAGUCUACCAGCCCGUCUCAUACCAACAACAGCAACAACCUCAACAAUACUCGCAGCAGCAUGGAUACAAUUACCAGCAGCCUCAAGUGGUGUACCAGCCACAAGCCCAGGCAUUGCCAUCUCAACAACUGAUUGAGCACUCUUCUGCGCCCGUAUUAUCCAGCUACCAAGCUGACUCCAACCAGUACAACAUUGCGCAGGAGCAGCCACAUAGAGACGCGCUGGACUCACUCGUUGUCGGCCGCGUGCAAAACAUCAUCAAGGAAGAUGAACACAGUGUCGCUCGUAAUGCUGGAUACCAAUCUUUGGUGUCAGGCGUGUCCUUGGAGCAGGCCAAGCCCAGCGUGGAGAUAACUUCUUUUGUUCAAACAUCCCCCUUGGUAACAAGCUCCGGACCCAGUACGUCAGUAUCAUCUUCAUCGAGCUCAUCGGUGGCGUCUUCGCCAGCGGUGAUCCCUUCCACUGACUACGGAGUGCCAACUGGCCCAGCUGUAAUCAGCUCCCAGUCUGCUGAAUCAGCACCCAGCUUUAACUUCUUGCCACAAAACAAACCAGCUAUUUCUUACGGCCCGCCAAACUGAUUUAGGUAACGACUAGAUAUUAUUAUUGUACAAAAUAUUUUGUAAAUAGAAGACUUUAU
Helicoverpa zea (corn earworm) is the source of this 1296-nucleotide messenger RNA. RefSeq names its product early nodulin-75-like. Lineage: Eukaryota; Metazoa; Arthropoda; Insecta; Lepidoptera; Noctuidae. The record is from RefSeq and is a predicted model, not a curated record. The coding region runs from base 56 to 1237 and encodes 393 amino acids. The transcript has 2 exons.